CAGCAACCAGCAGGUUUCGGUGUCAACACAGAAUGCUGCUACCUCAGCUGCAGGACAGCAGCAAAGCGUUCUCCCAGUUGCAUAAAGUGUUUCCAUGGCGACUCGGAUACAGCAGUUGGCUCAACCCAAACCAAACAGACUAAGAUAUCCAGACCGUCGGUCUGUUUACUGGCUGGAUAAGCUUCCACCAGAAAGGAGCGGAUUAACCACUAAAAUUGAGUUAACCCCCCGCUGGUCGGACUUGUGCAUAAGUAGAAAGUUCUACAAUCAAGUCACAAUUUCUCCCAUAUGGCAGGUCAGUGAAUGGGCUCUUAAGGCCGUCCCAUCCAAACGGGUGUGUCAUCUGGCUCAACCUCGGAUGCCUGCAGCUGGUUGGCAGCCCGCCUCCCCGUUGUCGGUCCCUGUAAGCACACAGACAGCUGUUGCCACUUCACGGAUCUGCCAGCUCGCCCAGCCAAAGCGAAGGCAGGUUCUGGAGAAAUCCAGGCACGAAUCUAAACAUGUACAAGUAAUCCACCUGCCCUCUAAAGCAUCUCCACACAUAGAGCUACUCGCCACUCCGAAGAAUGACCACCCCGAGUUCAAAGGAGACCGCCCAGUGUGCUGGUCCGUUUCCAAAGCUGCAAAGAGCUACAUAACCAGCCAAAGACUUCUUGAUCUGUCCAGUCCUAAAGAGAGGAAGGCUCUGUAUGAGGGAUAUGACCCAUACACGAUCAGCCGGGGAGCCCGAUCAGCCAGCCCCUCUCCCAGAAUACAACAGCUCUGUUUGCCUCUGUCUCGCAAAUGCAGCUCAGAGUAAGAGCAGUGACGGCAAACACCGGUCCCCAGAGAGCUGUUGAUUGUUCCAUUUUCCUUGCCGAAGACUGUAAUCGUGAUGAAGUGUUUUCCUUGUGAAAUAAUGACUAAGCUUUGUUAUUUGUUCUGCUGCGCGAAUAGCUAUGCACAUAAGUAAAAGACUACUGCAACAUCUUAGUGUUUAAGCCCUUGGAUAUUUGCCACUGUGGACUUACUGUAUUAACUGAAGAUUUCCUGAUUUUACCCGUCUAAUUUUUGCCAGGAUAAAGCUGCUGUUAAGUGUAAUUAUUCUCCUUAUUUUCCUUAAAAACAUGCUCGUGUGUGAAAUAUCUUUUUUAAA
This is a messenger RNA of Pundamilia nyererei, 1135 nucleotides long. It is a transcript of the gene spmap2, whose product is annotated as sperm microtubule associated protein 2. Bases 95 to 799 code for a protein of 234 amino acids. The transcript has 7 exons. Gene Ontology annotation, biological process: spermatogenesis. NCBI's taxonomy places the organism in Eukaryota, Metazoa, Chordata, Actinopteri, Cichliformes, Cichlidae. The record is from RefSeq and is a predicted model, not a curated record.